ACUGCUGUUGCUGCUGCUCUGCGGCCUGCGAGCUGAGAUUCAAGAAGAAGAAGAAGUCAGAGCGAUGGUGGGCAGUGACGUCUGGCUCAGCUGCAUUUACCCUAAAGGAAACAGCUUCGAUUUAAAUGACCUUUAUGUUUACUGGCAAAUCAGUGUGCCGGGCAAACGGAACACCAACUCCGUGGUGACUUACUACCUCUCGGGAAACAGCUCUGCCGGCCACGGUGACAACCACUACAAAGACCGGGCCCGGCUGUCCCUGGACGGCAUGAAGCAGGGCAACUUCUCUCUACACCUGCACAAUGUCACUCCCCAGGACGAACAGAAGUUCAGCUGCCUGGUGUUUCGGAAAUCCUUAGAAUUAGAAAAGAUUUUGGAAGUCACGGUCACGCUCAACGUGGCAGCAAACUACAGCAUGCCAGUGGUCAGCGGCCCAUCCCAGGACGAGGAGUUCAUCUUCACGUGCACGUCCAUGAAUGGCUACCCGCGGCCCAACGUGUACUGGAUCAAUAAGACGGACAACAGCCUGCUGGACGACACCCUGCAGAACAGCACCGUGUCCCUAAACGCGCGGGGCCUGUACGACGUGGUCAGUGUCCUGCGGAUCGGGCGCGGCCCCACCAUCGACGUGGGCUGCUGCAUCGAGAAUGUGCUUCUUCACCAGAACCUGACCAGCGGCCAGACAGAAAUGUUCACGGGAACCAAGGACAGCAUCACAGAGGACCCAGUGGACGACACCCAAGAUGCGGUGAGGCGGCUGGUUCUCAGCGUCCUUGCCGUGCUGUUUGUGGCCAUGGCCCUGGCUGUGGCCACGGGCUGGCUGUGCAGGCGGAGAUGUCCCUACAGAAGCUACGCAGGCGCCCAGGCUGCGAGGCCGGAGCUGGAGCUCACGGGUCAGUUUGCCAGGAGGGAAGGAGACCCGUGGAGGAAGCGCGGGCCCAGGGGCUCGGGCGAGCUGGGCACGCCACUCUCUCUGUGCCCGCUUUUCAGCACGGGUGCUACUCGAUGACCAGGAAAUAGGCGUUUCCAGUUUCUGAGACGGUGAAACCCCAAGCGAAGGCCUGUCCCCCUGGCCUUCCUUGGCGUGUAAGCCCGUCCUCUUGCUGACAUUGUGCUAUGGGAUUUUCCAAACGUACAGCUACACGUACACGUCAGCAGAGAGCCUGGGACCACAGCCCCGCUGCCCCUCCCCAGCUGCCCGGCUGGUCCUCCUGUUCUCCCUCCGUCUCAGCCCCACCCCUCGGGGGCGGGGGCUCUCCAGCGAGUCCAGACCCUUUGUGCGGGCACCUCACUGUCCCAGAGCAAAGGUCAGAGUGAUUCCCCGCCCCAGUUUGGGAAAGUAGCCACACGCAGGGCCUUCAGUUUCGGUUUCCCACUGGCAGGUGCCUCAGGCUGCCAGGGCCUUUGUGGUCAGGCCUGUGGGCUCCGUGCCUGAGGCCAACGACCAUACCUCUGAGCCCCGUC
This is a messenger RNA of Mesoplodon densirostris (Blainville's beaked whale), 1464 nucleotides long. It is a transcript of the gene ICOSLG, whose product is annotated as inducible T cell costimulator ligand. Bases 65 to 1009 code for a protein of 314 amino acids. The transcript is spliced from 5 exons. Lineage: Eukaryota; Metazoa; Chordata; Mammalia; Artiodactyla; Ziphiidae. The record is from RefSeq and is a predicted model, not a curated record.